Caenorhabditis bovis is the source of this 348-nucleotide messenger RNA. NCBI's taxonomy places the organism in Eukaryota, Metazoa, Nematoda, Chromadorea, Rhabditida, Rhabditidae. The record is from the annotation of a GenBank genome assembly.
AUGGUGCCGACCGCGUCGAUUUCGGCGCACGUUUUGGACAUUUCCGGCGGCAAACCGGCGGCGGGAAUUCAAAUUUUAGCCUAUUUUCAAGUUGAUGAUAGUUGGAAGAAAAUUGGAUCUGAAUUCACUCAAACCAACGGCCGCGUCGAUUGGGUCUCGCCGAACGUUCCGCUCGAAUCUGGAACCUAUCGCCUCGUCUAUCUAACCAAACCAUACUACAAUCAGCAGGGCAUCGACACCUUCUAUCCGUACGUGGAAGUGAUAUUCGAAGUCAAAGACGCCACUCAACAUUACCAUGUGCCUUUAACAUUGAGCCCGUGGGGAUAUUCGACCUAUCGCGGUUCUUGA